AUGCAUGUACUAUCCCUUUUGACACCUUUCCUUUCAUUGAUAUUUAUAGCUCUAACGUUUUGCUCACCACGACUAUCAGUACAAUCGGUGAAAACAUUUGGUGGUACCAAUGAGUUAAUUCAACAACAACAGCAACAACAAGAACAAGGGCAACACCCACGCCAAACUGUGAGUCAACCCGAACUACAGCAGCAGCUACAACGCCAACAGCAGCAGCAGCAACAACAACAACAACAGCAACAAUAUCUAUAUCAUCAAGAUCAAAAUCAAAUUCUUAAUCAGAAUUAUAACCAGCGGAUUUCAUCCAUACUACCGUUGAGAUUUAGAUCUAUUAAUGACUGCGAACUACAAGAUUUGCUACUAAUUAGCGACGUCAACGGGAACUUACACGGCUUGGAACGCAAAAGUGGUUCCAUUAUUUGGACUUUGCCAAUCGACGAACCUUUGGUAAAAGUUCACGCAAACAACUCAAACCAAAAUAACCUCACUUCUAGUGCCAAACUGCAAUCAAACAUACUAUGGUUUGUUGAGCCUUAUGACGACGGAACUCUAUUCUAUUUCACGCCAAAUUUCGGUCUCAAUAAAUUGCCAACUAGCAUAAAAUCACUAGUGAUGGAGUCACCUUUUUCGCUAAGUGGAGACGACAAGAUCUAUACCGGAACUAGGAAAACGUCGCUUUACAAUUUAAACAUCCACACUGGCGAAAUCAAAUCUUCAUUUGGCAACCAAGAAGAAUGCCCCGUUGCCACUUCUGCACUUCCACCAAAAUCAACACAGGAUGACACUAUAAUGAUUGGUAAAACAACGUAUGAAUUGAGCAUCCAUUCGAAAGCCAAUAGCAACAUUGUGUGGAAUGUCACCUAUUCUCAAUGGGUACCAAACAACAUUGAUAACGAUUUGAUUAUGCAAAACCAGGAAUCGCUUGACAAGUUGUAUUUUACACCAUUUCACGAUCGCUCGUUACUAGCCAUCAAUAAAGAUAUGGGCACGCCCAUUUGGAUUAGUAAAUUGCCUGCUUUGGCUGUUAAUAUUUUUGACGUUUUCCGCAAUGAGAAACGAGAUAACGAAUAUAUCUUGUUGCCACACCCGUUAAAAGUGUUGAAUGAUUUGCAAACGAAUGAUGGUAACAGUAACGAUUUGGUUUUCCUAAACAAGACUUCGGAUUGCAAUCAAUGGAUUGCCAUGAGUUUUAAAAAUUACCCCACAUUGAUUAAAAGUGCUCCGUUGUCCAAAUAUCAAGCAAUGUUGAACAGUUAUUCUGCUGAAGUCAAUGAAGCGUACACUUUUAUCGAAAAGUACCAAUUGUCGGAUGACACUCCUCAACAUAUCGAGGAGUUGAUUAGCGGCAUUCAUCGUGUUGUUGAGCUUUCAGGUGACACGUCUUAUCAGCCGGUUUCGAGAUUCACGUUGCGUGCAAGUAUCAAGAGAAUUGGUGAUGGAAGUUAUGCAACUCAAGAGCCGGCGCAGGAUAUAGGUCAGCAAAGCAUCCCCAAUAUCAUCGAUGGUAUCCGGUUCCCAGCCAAGAUUUCAACUGUUGGAUCGGACAUCAUCAUGAUUGAGCCAGUCAAGAAAAAAGUACAGGGGCCUCCAGCCGUGGAAUUGAAAAUCUCCUCACUUGGCCUGGGUGCCAUUAUCAAGCGAAUCCUCGAAGAUCUCGGAGUCUUGUUGAUUGUGCUUCUCAUUGUGCUUACUUUUGGUAGGUCAAAUAAACAUGUGAAAAGACUACUUGGCGAAUUGAGGAUAAUUCGCGAUUUGGAAACAGAUGGCAAUUAUGCCGAGGUUAGUGCUCAAGAAGAUGAAAUUUUGGAAAAGGCCGAGCGAGCACAACAAGCAAACGAAGCUCCAAGGGCCUCUGACUUAAUGUUGGUUGAGAAACCUGUAGGGACAUUUCUUGAUGAAACUUAUUCUGAUGGCGCAAAGCCUUUAGAUGGAGAGUCUCCAGAACCAAAGAAGAAGAAGAAAAAAAUGGUGAGAAUUGUUGAGCCUGAGGCAGAUCAGGGAGAAGAACAAGAACAAGAACAAGAACAAGAACAAGAACAAGAACAAGAACAAGAACAAGAACAAGUACAAGAACAAGAACAAGUACAAAAACACGUACAAGAACAAGACGCCAGAACAAUCACGGCGGAGCUUGAGCAAGAAGGCAACGCCAACAACGAAGUAGAAGCAGAAGCUGGAGCAGAGACAGAAGCAGGAAUUGAAGAAGAGCCUGCAACGAAAAAGAAAAGAAAACGAGGCAGUCGCGGUGGGAAACGCGGAGGCAAGCAUUUAAACAAAAACAAGUCGAGGGACGAUAUGGAUGAAACUGCCGAGGAAAACGGCGAAGACCACGACACUGAGGAUGAAGUUAUUUCUACAAAGAGCCUCAUCCAAAGCGUGCCGUUGCCACCAACCAAGUCCAAGAAGAAGCUCCAGAUUGAAAACAAUCUCGUCAUCUCCGACAAAAUCUUGGGCUACGGGUCGCAUGGAACGGUUGUUUUCCAAGGCUCGUUCGAGAAUAGACCAGUUGCAGUCAAGCGCAUGUUGCUUGACUUUUACGACGUUGCCAAUCAUGAAGUUCGGCUCUUGCAAGAAUCAGACGACCACCCCAAUGUCAUUCGUUAUUUCUGUUCGCAAAGUUCCGAAUCGGAAAAAUUCUUGUACAUUGCAUUGGAGUUGUGUUUAUGUACUUUGGAAGAUAUCAUUGAAAAGCCGCAGAAAGUUGGCGACUUGUGCAUCCCCAGGAGGAAUGACAUCCUUUACCAGCUCGCUAGCGGGUUACAUUAUUUGCAUUCAUUGAAAAUUGUCCAUCGAGACAUCAAGCCUCAAAACAUCUUGGUGGCCAAUGUAAAAAAGAGUCAAGUUCAAAAGACGAAAAUCCAGGAAAACGUUAGGGACGAAAACAAUGUUCGAUUAUUGAUUUCCGACUUUGGGUUGUGCAAAAAAUUGGACAACGACCAGUCGUCGUUUAGAGCCACGACUCAGCAUGCAGCAUCGGGGACUUCGGGUUGGAGAGCUCCCGAGCUCUUGCUUCACUAUGAUGGAAUGGACAUUUCCCCCGACUCUGUUUCAUCGGUUCAUUCCGGUAGCGGCGCAGUCGCCGACGCCACGUCUUUGGGCCUGGGUCUGGGCAUGGGCAAGAGACUCACGAAAGCCAUUGACAUCUUUUCCCUCGGAUGCGUUUAUUUCUACAUUUUAACCAACGGGUACCAUCCCUUUGGAGACCGGUACAUGCGCGAGGGAAACAUCAUCAAGGGAGAGUAUGAUCUUUCGAUGUUGUUGCAGAAAUGCCCCCAUGAUAAGUACGAGUCAAUUGACUUGGUCUCGAAGCUUAUCGAUGCUGAUCCCGCCAAGCGUCCAAACACAGCCACGAUUAUGAAGCAUCCUUUAUUCUGGUCAAACCACAAACGAUUGGAGUUUAUUAUCAAAAUCAGCGACACAGUUGAUAGAGUCAACCGCAAAGAACCUAGUGAGCUUUUGACAAGUUUGGAAACUCACGCGGAGACAGUCCACAACUUGGAUUGGAGAUCAGCCUUGGAUGACGAAUUGAUUGAAAAUUUGGGAACUUAUAGAAUGUACCAAACGGAGAAAUUGGCCGACUUGAUCCGAGCAGUGCGGAACAAGUCUCGUCAUUACGACGAAUUGCCCAAGACUUUACAAGAGAAAAUGGGUCCUUUCCCCGAUGGCUUUUACAAGUAUUUCAACGAUCGGUUCCCUCAUUUAUUGAUGGAAUUGUACCAUUUUGUGGAAAAGAAUUUGAAAGAUGAGUAUGAGAUUAAACUAUUCUAUUUUUGA
Lodderomyces beijingensis is the source of this 3774-nucleotide messenger RNA. The record is from the annotation of a GenBank genome assembly. NCBI's taxonomy places the organism in Eukaryota, Fungi, Ascomycota, Pichiomycetes, Serinales, Debaryomycetaceae.